UUCAGUUUUGUCGUGCGUACUACAGUAAUUAGAUCUUAACGGGAACGCUCUCACGAAAAUGCGGCCUCGAGCGUCGCGGCGAGUGCUUAAUUGCAAUUACGCGCCAUCAAAAUGGGUGGUUCUUCUCGUGUGUCUCCUCUCAUUAACGCCGAGCAACGUUAUAGCGUUCAACGAAAACGGGACGUUCAAAAGUGCGUUCGGAUUGAAUUCGGCCGAGUCGAUAGAGAAUUACAAUGAGGAGAGCGAUGUGCCGUCGCUGCUGCACGAGAAGACGGCUGCGAAAAUGCCCCUGGAGCUCGAAGGGCUCGCGGCCGGGAAGACAGAUUCAACUUCCGUCGAGAAAAAAGACGACGGGGCAGAUCCGGCCCAAGUUGUACCGGAGACUAAAAGUGUCCUAGCGUCGAAAGACAGUUCGGAGGUGGAUGUCUCGUCCGUUGUUCAGACCAUCUCCGGUAAAAUGGCAGACGCGAAGCAUGAAAAAUACGUAAGAUACGAUUCGGACUUACCCGAGGCUGACAGAUACGCGCCUCGUCCAGAUGACAGCCCGAUUUUAUAUGAAAUAACAGAAGCUCGGUUGAAAAAGAUUCGGUCGGAAUUCAUGUAUUGGUACUUUGAUAAGGGUGGCAAUGAUGAUAAUGGAGAUUACCAAACGGCUUUACAGGCAACGACGCUGCAGAUCCACAAGAACCUGAACUUUCAAUUGCCUUUCUUCGGAUUUCGAUUUAAUUAUACAAGAUUAACCGUCAACGGCUAUCUGGAAUUUAGUGACCCACCGGCGCACUUUACGUAUCCCCUCGUUUUCCCGGUGAAAGAUUGGCCCAUGAAGAACGAUCCGAGUUUCAUCGGCAUUUUCUUCAGCAAGUGUCGCAUAGGCAAAUUGAGGGAGACGGACAGUGAUCAGAGAAGACCGGGGGUUUAUUUUCGGCUCGAGAGAGAUCUGCAAGGCAGAACCGAUCAGUUCGGCGUGGAGAUGCGAGAGCGCCUUAUGUGGGACAUUCGCGAAGGUGUUGUUGGUUCCGAUUCCUUCGUGCCCAAGCAUGCGAUUAUAGUCACUUGGAAGAACAUGUCCUUCACCGGUGGCAUCGGCACGGCUCUUUAUAAGACCAACACAUUCCAAAUGGUAUUGGCUACCGAUGAGGUCUACACCUACGCUAUAUUCAACUACCUGAAUUUACAAUGGCUGAGUCACACGGAAGCGGGCGGUGAUACGACUCAAGGAGAGAACGGAGUGCCCGCAUACGUGGGUUUUAACGCUGGAAACGGCACACGAAGCUACGAGUACAAGCCUUACUCGCAAAUGACCACGGUUCGGGACUUGCCGAAUAGGGGAUGGGCGAACAAAUUCCCAGGUCGACACAUUUUCAGGAUAGAUGAGGAUAUAAUAUUGGGCAACUGCAACAAGGACAACUCUGGAGCUCAUAUACCGUUGGUCUUCGCCCCGGAGAGCGGAAACAUGUUGGGUGGCACUAUCGUCAAUAUCACCGGGCCGUGCUUCAACGAGAGCCAGAAGAUUAUGUGCUACUUUGAAGACGUCAUGGUGAUGGGGACAGUGGUGGAUAGAAAUCGCGCGAUUUGCGUGCAGCCGCAUCUAAAGUACGAGGGCUACAUACGCUUCCUCGUCACCAUCGGCAAUAAUAACGAUAACAACAAGUGGAGAGGAACAUUCUUCGUCGAAACACCAGCCACAGCGGCGGAGAAGAUCUUCUUCAGCGAUAAAGAUGCCGUUCACCAGAAGGAUCCAGCGGAAAUAAAAAUAACAUGGGACGCGUAUAACUUGACGAGUAAUUUUGGUGCGGGCAUCCAGAUUUCGCUGUGGGGAUACCGGGAGGUGAAAACGACACCGGAAUUCGAGUUUAUUACAUUGCUGGAGAAAUCGGUCACCAAUACCGGCAGCUACAUCAUCAAGCCAGCCAGAUAUCGAGAGCAGUACAACCCACGUCACUUGGAUAUGAUAUUCGGCUUUCUGCAAAUCAACUUGACCGAGCCGCAUUUAUACUCCGGACUCUCGAUAUCGCCGAGCUUAUGGAGCAGACCGAUCCCACUCGCUUGGUAUUUCGGCCCGCAGUGGGAACGAACGCACGGCCCGAAGUGGUCUCAGAGGCUCUGCGACAAGUGGAUUAUGAACGAUAGAUAUCUGAAAAACUUCGCCGCCGAGAUCGCGAUCUGCCCUUGCACUCUGGAGCACGCUUUGAGCGAUAAAGGUCGCUUCCUCCCGGAUCUCGAAUGCGACAAGGACUCGAAUAUAGAAUGUUAUUACAACAAGCACGCGAAACACUGUGUAAAGACGGGUGCGCCCAACAUGGACGGCUCGGAGCAACAAUGUUGCUACGACAAGUUGGGUUAUCUGAUGCUGACUUACGACCAACAAUGGGGCUCGCGACCGCAUCGGUCUCACAAUCUGGGCUACAUACCGUGGAACGAGGCCAACAAAGUACCGACCCUCUCGCAUUGGUAUCACGACGUGUCGCCCAUGUACACGUGCUGCCUCUGGCAGGAGGAGCAAGCUGUCGGUUGCGAGACUUUGCGAUUCGAGAGAAGACCGUCGCAGGAUUGCAUCGCCUAUCAAUCACCUGGGGUGGCGACGGUGUUCGGCGAUCCCCAUAUCGUCACAUUCGACGGCCUGGAGUACACGUUCAACGGCAAAGGCGAGUUCGUUCUGCUGCGAGUGAAUCACAUCAGGGACAAACUCGACGUGCAGGGUAGAUUCGAGCAAAUGUCCAACAACGCUUACGGUCAAGUGAUGGCGACGCAUCUUACAGCGGUGGCUGUGAGGGGCAAUAACUCCGAAGUCAUCGAAGUUCGCUUGAGACCGAAAGACUCGCAGUGGAGAUAUCGUCUUGAUGUUCUCGCGGGUGGUAAGAGGGUGUACUUUGACAGACCAGCUUUGAAGUUCCAACACUUCUCCGGCGUCGUUGUUUAUACUCCGACGUACAUUUUGAAUCAGAGCGAGAUCGUUAUCAUGUUCGACACCGGCGCCGGUAUGGAGAUCGUGGAGAAUGAAGGUUUCAUGUCCUUGCGAGUGUAUCUACCUUGGACGUAUGUGAACAAAACCAGAGGCCUAUUCGGCAAUUGGAACUUCGAUGUUACGGACGACUUGACGAGCCCGUACGGAUAUCAAGUGCCGGUGAACAGCGUGAAUCAUUCGGAAACCAUUCAUAGAGACUUUGCGAUACACUGGAUGCUGGAGGAUAACGCGAACGAUCUCAUAGGAAAUGCUUUAUUCACCAGGGACUUUGGUAGAUCGGCGAGCUUUUAUUCUAAUCGCAGUUUCGUGCCGGAAUAUCGAAAGUAUCCGAAGGAGAUACUUCCGAUAAACAGAACGACCGACGUAGAGCGCGCGAAGGAGUUGUGCGGUGAUUCAUACCAGUGCCAGUACGACUACGCGGUGACUUUGAAUCGGGAUUUAGCGCACUUCACCAGGAAUUAUUACGAUACUUACACCAAGAUCAGAGCGACAAACAACAAAGAAAUAAUAUCCUGCGGUGUGCUGGAAACGCCACGUUUCGGGCGUAAGAGCAAUUUCCUGUUUAUCCCGGGGACGAAAAUAAGUUUCGAGUGCAAUCAGGAAUUCAUACUCAUCGGCGAUCAACGUCGGGUGUGCACGCCUGAAGGUCGAUGGAACGUGCCAGAGUACGGAUACACAGAGUGCCUUCGUCACGUCGAGUACGCUCAGCGUACAGCGUGGACGACAAUGGGCAUUAUUAGCGCCGUGUUAAUACCCGUGGUGGGCUGCAUCGGCGGUGGCUAUCUUUACAUAAGAAAGAAACAGUCGACGGGAAGUUCCACGAAAUCAUGGCGCUAUACUGAUCGCGAGUCUGGUAUCGACAAUGAAUCCACAUUGUCGAAGCAGACCAUGCCGCUAAAGCCGUACGAUAGGGCCAUUUCUCCAAUUAGCGACGCUAGCACAAUUGAAAAUAAUAGCGCUAGGAAGCGCCGUAGCUACGACAGAGUGUACCGCACAAACGAACCCUUACCCAAUAGACCGGACAUUGACUUCGAGGAGAAAGAGUGGGACCUGAAGGUGCCCAACUCGCCCACGGAGUCGGACAGCACCGACUCGAUGAGAAAAACAGGCAGCCCCUCUAAAGAGAGUGACGUGUAGAGGGACGGUCCGUCGAUAAGCGUAACGUAAUCACCAGCGAGAUUGCUUGAUUCGUUAUUUUAGAUCAACGUUAGUGUGGUUGCGCGCGCGCGAGCGCGUGCGUGUACGUGCCCAUGACAGUGUAUAUCUCGAUCCCAAUUUCUAAAUAAUGUACUACAUCCGACGCACGUCCGAGCCAACAUCGAGAGAUGAUUAACGGAUCGAGCAUUGAUUCGUUAUCUACGAUCUAAACGACUCAAGUGUGGCGCACGCGAAGACAGGAGAGAGCAAUAAGCAUUAAUGGGCAGGCUAUUCGGAAUUAGGAAAUCUCUUUCGUAGAAUGCAUUUUUCGUACAAAACUGUCAUCAUCAUGUGUAAAUAGCAGAGAAGUUACUACUGUUCUUGCUGUGGAAUAGAAAUAGUUGCAGUAUUAUUUGUAAUUUUUAGACCAGACACGUGUUGUCGCCAUUAUUGGUAAACUAACGUCGGUUGACACGACACGUAUUAAACGUCGAACGUCGUAGCGCGGUGGGACGAUUGAACGACGAUUAUUAUUGUAAUUGCCGGUUUAUAUAUUCGUAGUGAUUGAUUAUCGUAAUUCGACUGUAUCGACGCAUAUCUUGUUCACGUACGCACUGUACAUAUGCAAGUGUUUGUUUUAAUAAAAUUUUAUACACAUGAUUAAACACGACGAGAGAGGGGAAAUUUCUAUUCCACACGCAUGUACAGUGAAUAUUUAUGGUAUACAGCAAAAGCUUUUCAUAUCAUUAUAAUACUGCGUGUAACGGUAUUAGAAUGGAAUGGAAAUUUGCCACCAGCGUUAUCGUGAAUUCUUCCCGUUGCAUCUUCUCCCUUCCCUCCUCUCGUUUACAUCGUUCCAAAGUGUGCCCGAUCGCGGCAAAUUAUUGGCGGAAUUAUCUGAUUCCAACGACGGAUUUGCAGCCGAUUAUGCAUUCGGUGUUCGAACGUGUAUAACGUGUGCGCACGCACGGUGCCGUUUUCGUUCUUUUUCUCUCUUUUUUUUUUUUUUUUUUUUUUUAUCAUUACA
This is a messenger RNA of Harpegnathos saltator (Jerdon's jumping ant), 5129 nucleotides long. RefSeq names its product sushi domain containing 2 mesh (gene mesh). Bases 59 to 4102 code for a protein of 1347 amino acids. The transcript is spliced from 14 exons. NCBI's taxonomy places the organism in Eukaryota, Metazoa, Arthropoda, Insecta, Hymenoptera, Formicidae. The record is from RefSeq and is a predicted model, not a curated record. Gene Ontology annotation, biological process: cell-matrix adhesion.